UUCAUUCAAGGUUCAUUAUGUACAUCAAUGUUACUAUAUAUGGAGCGCUGGUAUAGUACUGCCUGGACUCCGGAGGGUCCUCGCUGUCCAAAGUCUAAAUUGAUAACUACUUUAUUCCUAGUACGGUGUUCCAAAAAAACGGGCUACUGACCACUCUGCACCAAGUCCGAACAGCUACUUCAACUGUGACUCCUCGACAGAAGAACCUACCAGCGUCACUAGCAUGACAAACGGUCCUCCGCCCUCCCAAGCAGGUCCCUCCCAACCAUCUGAAACGUCAGCACAACAGCCGGCUCAUAUAGUCCCCGUUCCAGCGUCUAGCACGACUUCGCAACAGACUAUAACAGCAGGUCCUUCCUCGCAGCUUCAGCCUGUACAAUAUGGGCCUGCAACUCAAGGACAGAAUCCUCAAGGCUACUACGCGAUGAGCUACACACCCGGUGGAUGGCAAAACGCGUGGCAGGUCCCCUCUUACCCGUACAUCGCGUCCGGUAGUGUAUCAGGCCAGCAGACACACUACACUCAGGUUCCCUAUCCUCAAUAUCAACCUCCUGCUGUGACCUACCAGCCGCGUCAGAGGACCAAGGUUGUGCAAAAACCACGUUCACCGACCCCAGAGCCUGAAUUACAUCGUCACUGGGAUGAGGUGAUACGGUCGUUCUUGAAGAAGGUUGGGAUGAAUCAGGCUUUGAAGGGGUUUGAGGAUGACAUGGUAGUUAUGAAUGCGGAGUGGGAAAGGCAGAAGGUUCCUGGUGCUAUUGGAGAUUUAAUGAAGGAUCUUAUGAACUUGGGCAAACCGAAAGGUAGCGAAACACUCUCAGAACGACCACUGGAGGAGCGAAAGCUCGAUUAUGUUCAUCUCUCUGGCAGCGCAAAGCCCCAGUCUCAGACAUCAAUAACAAGGUCAAUAUCCCAAUUUCUCGCGCAAAAUCGCGCGAGGAAUGACGCCUCUAAUCGUACAGAGUUUCUUGAAUCUCUCGCCCAAAAACGACGGCGAUUAAAUCUUGAUCCAGACAGUACCGAGCCCAUACCGUCCUGCGCACGAACAGAUGCAAAGCACCUUGACCGCGACGUGCAGAUGAAAUACGAUAUUGCAAAGAAUGAAGAUGGACCUCUCCGACGAACCAUGAAAGGUGUCGCCGGCGAUAAGGGCAGUCAGAAAGAGCUUCUUGCGCUCAAUGAUGACGCAGAAGGCGAACAGCAACCUGCAACGGACCAACGGGUGAAGAAUAUUGAAGAACAUCUUGCCGUUCGGUAUGUCCCUGCUCCACCACGAACGCUCAUGUCCCGCCUCCGACUGCUUGAGGACCAUCUCCUGCAGCUCGAGAAGGAUUACCCGCCGUGGGCUGCUUUACAUUUCAACCAGCCAAAUCGCGGUUGGCCUCCACCUCCGCGCCACACACCAAUUAUAGUUCCUUCGCACAUUACAACAACAAGGGAGUCUAAGACUGAUGCUUCACAACAGGAGCUAUCAUCUUCUAGCCCUACCGAGGACACGCCACACACAAAGGUGAAGAACAAAAGUAAAUCUAGUUUGCACCGAGCUGUGAUGGAGAAAUUGGAAAUACAAAAGGCGAUGAGUGAUCUUGCUGGGGUCCGCAAGUCCAAUUGACAAUGGCUAGAUCUCUGUUGAAGGCUUAAUGGGCGUAACAUUACCUUGUUAGAAACAUCCAGGGACACGUUCAGCGUAUUUGAUCCGCAGUAAAUGGCGUCCCUGUCGCUCUCGUACAUUAUUAGUAUACACCUAAUAGUAGUAUGGUGUUCUCUGAAUCACUGAUUCCGCAGCCAGUAUCCCCUUUCUCCCCGUGGGUCAAAAAUAAACAGGAGAUCUAACAUUUGGUCAAA
Messenger RNA from Suillus bovinus, 1845 nucleotides. RefSeq lists its product as uncharacterized. NCBI's taxonomy places the organism in Eukaryota, Fungi, Basidiomycota, Agaricomycetes, Boletales, Suillaceae. The coding region runs from base 224 to 1612 and encodes 462 amino acids. The record is from RefSeq and is a predicted model, not a curated record. The transcript is spliced from 5 exons.